AUGGUCGCCCUCACCAAACAACCGCCAGCAAGGCUGGUCACUUCUGCAGUCGUUCUCGCCGCAGCUUGCCUUCCAUUGGUUCAAGCAGCGUGCGAGUGCGGUUAUCGCGAUCCAAUCACAAACGCACUCUGGACGGAUCGAACCAUUACCUACUUUAACGAGACCGGUCUCAACGAUGUUGUCACUCAACCAGCACAAUCCCCCCGCAUUGAUGGUGGCGCCACCCCAGGCGAGACCGGAGAUGGACAGCAGACAUGGUCACUCGUAGGCAACCUCAUCAACAAAUGGGAAAACAGCUUCGACGCCACCUACCGUAGCGCCGUCAGCUACAACAACACCUUCAUCCAAGACGAUGCGCUCGCACUCCAGGUCUCGCCCGCAGAGCCCGUGCACCGCAUUGUCAAUGGCUCCCAAAUCGUCACACGCAGGCGUGAUAUCCUCUACGGCUCCUUCCGUGCCCAAAUUGAACCCGCCACCUCUCGCGGCGCAGGAGCCGCUUUCAAGUUCAGCGCCUCCUACAACGACUCGGAGACCGUCAACCUCGGGAUUUUCACCUCGAACGACCCUGCCAACUCGACGCUUCAAUGGUCCUGGUCCGCGUACGGCCAAGGCGACCAGCCAGUCAAACUCAACAUGUCAUCCCUCGGCACAGACGAUUACCUCGAACACCGUUUCGACUGGCAGCCUGAGCUGCUCCAGUGGCGAAACGCUGCCACCAACGAAAGUGCCAACUUCCACUCGGUCCAGAAGGGAGUCAAUGCAACGCAUUUGCCUAUCACCCCCAUGCCCAUCAGCUUCCAGGCUUGGUCCAAUGGCGAGCACUCGCAGUCUCAAGGACCGCCUAGACGCAGUCCUCUGCUCACUCACGUCCGCUAUGCGCGCUUCUUCUUCAAUUCGAGUCUUGAAGAGCGCCAAAUGCAGUUCGAAUCGCAAUGUUCGGCGGUCAGCACCAAUGCCGACGCCAUUUGCAGCACAGACGACUUUACCCUUCGCAACAGCACUGCCUUCGAUCUGGCGGCGCUCAACCAGUUCAAGCCGUCUAAAAAGCCAUUCCAACCCCCUCUGUACGCUGUCAUUGUCAUCUCGGCUGCUGCCGGCAUCUUUGUUAUGACCAUCGCUCAUGGAUUGGUGGUGCGCUCCGUCAAGGCAGGGGACAAGAAACGCGCCGCAUCCAUCGCUGCUCAAGAGAAGGAGCAGCACAUUUCAGCUUCCUCUUCCCAAACCCAUGUCGAUCGGUCUGCACCCCCUUUGUCGGUCUCUCCGCUCGCUUCCAAGCCUUCGAGCUACGGCUACACCUCACCUGUCACCCCGAUCGACGAAAUGGAUGUCAAGUCUCGCCUGUUCGGCCUCACCCCCGUCACGACUCCCGGCUCGAUGAGCCCAGCUCAUGGUGCCUCUUUGACGGUAACCAAACCGGUCCAGCUCUGGACCUCGCCAGACCUCGUCUACGGCUCCGAUUCCGACUCGGACGACGACGGUGACUCGGACGACGAAGACUGGGACGCGCGCUCUUACAAAAGCCACGUCGAGAUGGCAGCAAAGGGCAACGGUCUGCUGCCGCAAUCCUAUGCCUCGACCACCAACCUGAACAUGCGUCGACCAUCCCACUCGCACCACGGACACGACUCCGCAGCUUUUGGUAGCGGUGCUGAGACACCCAGAUGGAUUGAGGACAUGAACCGAACGCACGCUCUUCCAUAUGUCGCGCCUGGCUUUGCAGCAGACGCCCCAGCAUCGCUCUAUGCUCACAGCGUCUCCGGCCUGGCCCCGUCCUCGAGCCAAGGCCACAGCAUCAGGGGCGAUGACGACGAGAUUGAGCUGGUUGACGAUGCCAAAUCUGCUGAUAGCCGCGAAUCGAAAGAUUCUUCUUACCUUGGCAUCCCACGUGCCGAAUCGAGCGCUGGACACUCGACCUAUAUGACACACGAUCAGCUGCUCAGCAAACCGCGCGGCUCUUUCUCGUCGAUGCGCAGUGCAGCUGCCGCUUCCUCAAUGUUUGACUUCCAGCAUGAAGGCACGUCAAGGCCUGGGUCGAUCUUUGAGUCGUACGGCUCCGAAGCGCACGAAGCCUUCCAGCGUCCCCAGAUCAUCCAGUGGCAGCAGCGAGACCUCAAUGCUGCCGACGGUGAGGUCGGUGCGCUGGCUAAGCCCGAGCUUGGUGAUGCUGUCGGACGCAAGGCACGAGACGGUGCUGGUUCCAAAGUAAAGCCGCCCGAGUCGCUGCUCCAGACCAUGCUUCGCCGCACCAAAGAGUUCCUCUUCAUCAAGGGGACCACGCAGGUCACCUCGACGGGAGCGCGAAGGAUUGACUACCUCGACGGCAUGCGAGGAUUCGCAUGUUUCCUGGUCUCGUUCCACCAUUUCAUGCUCAUCUACUACUUUGGCAUCACCACACCCAAUGCGCCGCACCACUAUCCCAAAUUCGAGUUCUGGUUCCGCUCGCUCAUCGGCCCGCUUGUGGUCAACCAGGGUCUCAAGCUGGGCAUAUUCUUCAUGCUGCCUUCGCGUACCAUGACCAACCGAUACUUGCUCAAAGGUGGAUUGCAGAGCAUGGCCGAUGCUACUGUCAGGCGUAUCCCGCGUCUUGCGCUGCCCGUACUCGGUGCCGUGCUGGCCAACUACUUCCUCAUGGAUGUAGGAGCAUUCAAGUGGGUGCCUCGUCUGGCAUCGAGGACCUGGUCGACGUGGUCGUACUGGCAAAACUUUGACAAUGUCAUGGUCUUCUUGGAUGCCUUCAUCUCGCUCUGGUGGUCUGCUCCGCCCGUUCAGCCUGCGCUGGUGACGGGAUACGCUACUGGUGUGCUAUGGACCAUUCCCGUCAUCGUUCAAGGUACUUGGACUUGCAUGAUCUGCGCGCUUGUCGCACACGAGAUCAAGAACGCGUACAAGCGCUUCACGUUCUACGCUCUCUGCAUCACGCUGAGCUGGUACGCGCAGACAUGGGAUCUUUACUUCAUGGCGGGUCUCGUAGUCGCUGACCUGGACAGCAAGCUCAACUACCAAGCAGCCGCCGCUAAAGGCAUUCCGCUGGUGCCUGCGUUCGUGCGUCGCGGGCUACGUCUUCCCGAGUCGGUCGGCAAGCUCCGUGUGCACGGUCAGGUGCUGGCGUGGGCGCUCUUCCUCGCAGCGUGGACGCAGCAGUACCUGUCGCAGAUCCCCGGCGCGCGCGGCAACGGCUUCGACAACCUUGAGCACAAGAUUCACCCGGACUGGACGAGCGAAACGCCACACGCUUGGACUGAUGACGCAGGCAUCGGCUACACGGACCCACGCGUGUCGUCCUGGAUCCUCUCGUUCAGCUUCUUCUUGCUUACGGACCUGUCGGAUCUGCUGCGUGGCUUCUUCCGCUUGCGCGUGUGGUCCUACAUCGGCAGGAACGCGUUUGCCGUGUUCCUGAUGCACGGUGUCGUCUGGUGGACGUGGUCAGCAUGGCUGUGUUUGACUCUGCUUGCCGCCGGCGUGCCGUACUGGGCAACGAUUCUGGUCGUGGUUAUCACUUCGUAUGCGCUGCUGUUUGCUGUGGCGGAGUGCUUCACUGCCACGUUCGACACUUGGGGGGGUCUCUUCUCCAAGGCCGUCUGGAGAGCUACGUCUGGCGGUGUCGGCAGGAAGGUGUGA
Molecule: messenger RNA, 3618 nt
Organism: Sporisorium graminicola
Lineage: Eukaryota; Fungi; Basidiomycota; Ustilaginomycetes; Ustilaginales; Ustilaginaceae
Exons: 1
Coding region: 1-3618 (1205 amino acids)
Biological process (GO): carbohydrate metabolic process
Molecular function (GO): acyltransferase activity, transferring groups other than amino-acyl groups; hydrolase activity, hydrolyzing O-glycosyl compounds
Source: RefSeq, a predicted model, not a curated record